AUGACGGUGGUCAUCAUUGUUAGCGACAAAAAUCACUUCAAGAUGUUUCUGGCGUUGGCAAUUGACUAUCGGAAGCAACUUAUCUUAAAAGAAUUAAUUGGAUACAACGCUGAUAUAAUCUGUCUGUGUGAAGUCGAUGGUAAAGUCUUUGAUUCAGAUUUGAAACCUCUUUUCUCUUCAUUGGGUUUCGGAGCUGAAUUUGGAAAAAAAGGUGGACCAGUGGAAAGGAAGGUGGACCAGGGGAAGGAGACAUGUUUAUUCAAUACGUCCAAAUUUCGGCUGGUUGAAUCAUGUAGCCAUAUUUUGGCCGAAGAGUUGCCGAAAAAUCCAUUAGUUAAUGAUUUAUGGGAAGCUGUGCAAAAAAAUGAAGAUUUGUCUAAACGAAUCAUUGACCGUACUACUUGUUGUCAUCUUCUUGUCCUGGAUUCGCUGUUGAACGGUAAACGAGUAGUUGUAGCUAACACGCAUCUUUAUUUUCACCCAAAUGCGGACCACAUUCGUCUACUACAAUCAUGUGUAGCUCUGCGCUUAGCACAAAAUUUGCGAAAUUGUCAAUUGGAACUUGGAAAGGAAGUUUCCCUUUUAUUUUGCGGGGAUAUUAAUAGUACUCCAGGAUCCGGUGUCUUUGAACUGAUGACAUUACAACACAUAGAUCAUAGCAACGAGGCGUGGUCAAGCAAACCAGAAGAAGCAGUGCGGGACUUAUCUCUUCAUAUAAACCCAAUUGCGAUGGAAACUGCCUGUGGCACUCCUCCUUUUACUAAUUACACUAGUGGAUUCAGUGGUUGUCUCGACUACAUUUUUUUUGAAAAAUCCAAGCUCGUCGUUGAACAGGUUGUCCCCCUUCCCAGUCUAGAGGAAGUUACUCGACACUGUGCGCUCCCCAGUAUAGUGUUUCCUUCGGAUCACAUUGCCUUGAUCGCCGACCUCAAAUGGGUGUGAUUUUAACUGCCGUUUGAACUAACUAGCAAAUACAUCAUGGACGGCUUCUCUAAAUAAAUGUUUAAAACAAA
Daphnia pulex (common water flea) is the source of this 1013-nucleotide messenger RNA. Its product is annotated as 2',5'-phosphodiesterase 12-like. Gene Ontology annotation, molecular function: 3'-5'-RNA exonuclease activity. Lineage: Eukaryota; Metazoa; Arthropoda; Branchiopoda; Diplostraca; Daphniidae. Gene Ontology annotation, cellular component: mitochondrion. The record is from RefSeq and is a predicted model, not a curated record. Gene Ontology annotation, biological process: nuclear-transcribed mRNA catabolic process, deadenylation-dependent decay.